AUGGACUUCAUCCUGCACGGGCGUGGCACCCCCAGACACAACAGGGGAGGGGGUGCAGGGAGAGGACAGGACAGGCAACAGCCGGAUCCUGCGAGAGCUCCCUCCAGACGAGACACAGCCAGCAGACCUGCAGAAGUUCCAGCUCUGGACUUGGGCAAACUGGUGGACAAUGACAACACGCUGACAAGGCCCCCUGACCCAUAUGCCCAGUACCCUACACUACACAGUCCUGGGACUGCUUCUACUGUCAGUUGGGGAACCCCCAUCAACUCACCAUUUGCUCUGCACUAUCCCACUGGGAGAGCCAAGAUGGGAGCCCAUGGCAAACCUGCUUCAGGGCGUGUCAAGGAAGAACCCAAGCAAAAGACAGCUUGGGACGACCCCCCAGUCCCAGACAACCUGCCCUCCCCCGGAGAGAAGUACAAGGCCCAGUACCGGCAGUACCAGCAGGAGAGGCAACAACAGGUGCAGGGGAACGUACCACUCCACGGCGGGGGUGACGCCCAGGCAGGGCCCAUACACUCUCCCAAGGCACCCGCAAAUGGAGACACACAACUGGACCUGCAGGAUCAGGAAUCCAGCGAGGCGACCCUUGAUCAGGUGGAGGCCAUGCAGCUGACCUUCACACGGCAGCCGUACAGCCACAGGCAUCAGCAGAGGAAAAUGGAUGCUCUAACCUUCACACGGCAGCCAUACAGUCACAGGCACCAGCAGAGGAAAAUGGACGCUGACGACCUUCGAGAAGACAGAAGGAAGCAGAUGAUAGUAGAGCAGGUGAUGGUGGACAUGUUGUCCAGAGCAGUGAUCAGUGAUCCUGAGCAGGACAGAAGAGAGGCCACCCCCGACCACCCCCCUCCCUCACCCUUCGGCUUCGGGCCAGGAAACUACACGAGUAACAGGCAGCACAGAAGGGACCUGCACAAUACUAAGGUGAAGACAACAACAUCACAAACCGAGGAGCUUCUAUCAAGGAGACUGAGAUUUGGGGCUAGGUUUCUCACCAGGAAUGGCAGAGACGCCCUCCGUGAGCUGCACGGGUUCUACUUUGCAGUGGACCACUCUAUCACUGUCUAUGAGUUCAAACAGUUCGGCAAGAGGGCCCAGGCACUGCCUAUAAUCCAGAGGGGAGUUUACUAUCAUCACAUCGGUCGGCGGAAGGGCAGGAAAAUCACCAUCAAAGAUCUGGCAAUUGGCCAGAACCUGAGUUUUGACACCAAGCUCCAGCCGUCCUUACCCGACUCCAUCCGCCAGAAACCUUCUGUCAUCCUCAGGGUCAUCGACCUCGACCACAAUGCCAAGGACAACCUCAUGGAAGACAUGCACCUGUCUGCCCAGGCCGACCACGCCUUCACCAACCAGGAGAUUCAGGACCUCAAGGUCUUCAGAGAAGUGCAAGGAGCGCUCCAGCAGCAGUUAAGAAAGCGAGGGGUGCGGACAGUGACCGGCCUUGGGCAUCACUUCCGAGCGCUUCAGCAGCGGUUAAGAAAGCGAGGUGUUCGGACAGUGACCGGUCUCGGGCACCACUUCCGCAAGAUCGACAAGUCGGGAGACGGGGUGCUGAGCAAGCCGGAGCUCAGAGAGGCUCUCAGGCAGAACAAGAUGGACGUCUCACCUCAACAAUUUGAGAGUGUGUGGCGAAUCCUAGACCAGAAUGAGGACGGAGUGUUGGAUUAUGGAGAGUUCAUGAGAACUUUCAUCGGGGAGAUGAGCGAGUACAGGAAAGCUCUCGUCAGGAAGGCCUACGACAAGCUGGACCCCAACAGAACAGGCAGCAUCAACCUGAGCGACAUGCGGAAGUUUUACAGCGCUCGUAAACAUCCUAAAGUCUUGUCAGGAGAGGCUAAAGAGGAGGACAUGUUGAACAGUUUCUUGGACAGCUUCUCGCACUGUCAGGACCCCAGAACUGUGCAGUAUGUGGAGUUUGAGGAAUACUACGAGGGCAUGAGUAUCGACGUUGCUAGGGACGACGACUUUGCCAACAUCUUGAAGAACAGCUGGGGGAUUUAACCCUUACAUUCCUAAGAGUGUUCUCAAAUCUUCACUGACAUGCUGAAGACUACAUUGUUGCUAUUGGAUUUAACCCUGCUGCUUCAAAGGGUUUUCUCAAAUCUUCUCCAAUGUCCUGAGUCCCUAUAUAUUGUAAAAAAGUUAUGAACUUAAAAUUUCGCCUGCAUCCAAAUCCACACCAAUAUAUCCUGUAGUUGGAAAACAGCUGCGGGAAUUUAACCCCUGCUUUCCUGAGGGUGCAUCGAAAUUACCACCGACAUGCUGAAAAAUAUUGUUGGGCUAUUUAAUUACCAGUCGUCUGCAGAUAGUACUAGGGUCUACCUGUAGUAAAUAUUCACCAAUAUCCUGAAUUAGAAAAAUAGAUAUAAUUUCAUGGUGACAUUGACCCUCUACAUUCUAAACAGGCAUACCAUAACAGACAUACUGCUAAGGGCACAUCCAUACAUGUACCUUCAUCAAUAAAUUUAGGAAUGUAAGUUGUAACAUUUAAUCUGCAGCUCUGCAAACAUUUGACAAUAAACCGGGUAGUCUCGGAGCGAUUUUGAUUUAACCAAGGGAAAAUCAAAAGAAGAAAUCAAUGUUAUAAAAAAUAGGAGUCUCAAUGAACGCAGGUAUAUGUUGGUACUAUGAAUAGAUAGAUGUAAAGUAACAUUGCUGCAAAUUCAAACAUGUACUUAUGUUUAUUCUUUAAAUAAAUCUUUGGGGUGUAUUUUGAAUGUGUGUUACUUGUAUAAUGUUAACUAAGUUCCUGUAAGUAUAUAUCAUUUCUUUAUAUUACAUUUGCAUGGGUGUUCUUUUAUCAAAAAUGAUUUAUGAAUUGUAAUGAUCUUUUUUUUAAUGGGAGGGCAUUUAUUACCCAUUGU
This is a messenger RNA of Branchiostoma floridae (Florida lancelet), 2870 nucleotides long. RefSeq names its product calcyphosin-2-like. Bases 1 to 2007 code for a protein of 668 amino acids. The transcript has 20 exons. The record is from RefSeq and is a predicted model, not a curated record. Gene Ontology annotation, molecular function: calcium ion binding. NCBI's taxonomy places the organism in Eukaryota, Metazoa, Chordata, Leptocardii, Amphioxiformes, Branchiostomatidae.